CGCCUUUCCUCCACCCCCGGCUCCCAAGCCUCUAUACAAACCGCCCCCUCACCACAUGAACCGCGCCACACUCCCGUCGCCCCACAAGAAGGGCCGAUACAAGAACACAUACACAGUCAAAGCAUCGAUAAACACGAACAAAACAGUGGAAAGGAGCAGGGACGUGUGCGAGCGAGGCGGCGCUUCCAACAGGGUCAUGACGAGGGGCAACGUGAAGUAGCGGGGCUCCAAGAGGUGCGCUGGCACCAGGACCAGAGCAACGGCCACGCCCACAACCAGCACGGUCAAACUGCUACUUCUUCUACUCGCACCACUCCCUUGGUAAACGCGAGUGGUCAGCCACCACCCUGCCAACGCGUACAGGGGCGUGAGAAAGAGGUUGGCAAAGGGGUACCUCUGGAAGACCCGCCGCCAAAGGUAGAAGACGUAGUGCCGGUUGUCGGCGAGGAGGAAGGGG
Molecule: messenger RNA, 457 nt
Organism: Nannochloropsis gaditana CCMP526
Exons: 1
Source: RefSeq, a predicted model, not a curated record